Molecule: messenger RNA, 4982 nt
Organism: Scylla paramamosain (green mud crab)
Lineage: Eukaryota; Metazoa; Arthropoda; Malacostraca; Decapoda; Portunidae
Product: dymeclin-like
Exons: 12
Coding region: 161-2143 (660 amino acids)
Biological process (GO): Golgi organization
Cellular component (GO): Golgi apparatus
Source: RefSeq, a predicted model, not a curated record
CAUCUCUCUCUAACCAGUCGACGUGUUUACAUUCUGGAGGUGGACGGUGGUGCUCUUAUUAAAUCUUAAAAACACCUCAGAGGAUGCGGGCGACACUCUGACCUGGCCAAGAGCUGAGACAAGAGAGUGCCGAGCAGCACCGCACAGUCACGCAGGCAGGAUGGGGGCCGGCAGCAGCAGCAUCAGUCAGCUUGCCUCCAAUGAGUACUUGAAGCGAUUUGUGAGUGAAGAGGUUCUCACUCCGAAUGACCCCUUCUGGAACCAGCUCCUCUCCUUCACCUUCUCCAUACCCAACACCAGCUCGGACCACCGCCUGCUGGAGGAGUCUAUAAUGCCGCUGUACGUGGAGCUGGUGCAGAACCACGGCAAGAGUGGCAACGUGGCAUCCCUCAUCCAUGUCUUUCUGUCCCGUGCUACAGAGCUCAAGGCAUCUGCGCAGUGUGAGAACACUGUGUUCACCUGGCAGGCUCACAACGCACUGUUCAUUGUGCGGUGUGUGUGCAAGCUGCUCAUCCAACACCUGUCUGAAGAGGAGGUGAUUGAGGUCCUGCAGACGUCCCCGCCAAAUGAGGAAGGAAUCUCGGAAGACAACCAGAACCUAGUGGAGGACCUGGUGACAAGCCUGGUGGAGGUGGUGGUGGACGUGCCUCUGGUGGGCCUGACAUAUGCACUACACCAGGAGGCCACCAUCACACUCCUCGUCCUCACCUCCGCCCUGGUCUUCACCUCAGGGGAUGACUGUUACCUCUCUGUAUUGAAAAUGCUAAUGACGGGCCGGGCUUCCAUACACGCCUGUCUGUUUGUCAAGACCCUUGUGCGGCGCUUCAUGGCACAGGACAAGCCACCAGCCAAGAGUGAGAGAGGCUCCAUCAUCCUCGGCCUGGCUUCUGGUCUGUGGAAUGUUCUAACACUGGGUCUGGCAAGCAGCGGGGAGGAGGGGCAGGGGAGAGGUCCUGAGUCCCCACUGGCUUCUCUCAGUGUACUCCUACUGCUGGUGCUGACCAACCACUACACCGCCGACCGCACCACCAGGAACCCCUACAGACAGGCUCUCCUCCAUGCACAAAACUUCCAUGACCCAGCCGAGAGCACGCCAACCCAAGCAGUGGCAACCUUCAAGCUGGAGUUUGCCACACUGUACAAGUCCCUCUUCACACACCUGCAGGAUGACCAGACCACCCUCCUCCUCUACCUGCUGCUGCAUAAAAAUGACGACUUUCGAACUUACGUCCUUGCUCGCACUGAUGUAGAGAGUCUGGUGCUUCCCAUCCUGCACACACUCUACCAUGCCCCAGACAGCACUUCCCACCAUAUCUACAUGUCUCUCAUCAUCUUGCUCAUCCUCUCUGAAGAUGACUCCUUCAACAAAACCAUCCAUGAUAUUCCACUCAAGAACAUCACGUGGUACACAGAGCGCUUCAUCAGUGACAUCUCCCUGGGCGGGCUCCUCAUCCUGGUGGUGAUACGAACCAUAACCUACAACAUGACCAAAAUGAGGGACAAAUACCUGCACACCAACUGUCUGGCAGCGCUGGCCAACAUGUCCAGUCAGUUCCGGUCGCUGCACCCAUACGUGUGCCAGCGACUCGUGAGCCUCUUUGAGACACUCAGCAAGAGGUACAGUCGCCUCUGUGAGUCACUGAGGGCAGCUGAGGAUCUCCUAGAUGAAUCUGAGAGUGAAAUGCCUGAUGCACUUGGGGACGUUGGUGUGCUGGAGGAAGUGCUGCGCAUGGUCCUGGAGAUCCUCAACUCUGUGCUGACACACCAACUGGCCCACAACCACAACCUGGUGUACACGCUGCUAUACAAGCAACACCUCUUCCACCCAUUCUCCACACACCCAAACUUCCAGGACGUGACGCAGAACAUUGAAAUGGUCCUCUCGUACCUCAUGGGUCGCCUGGAGACCACCAAGAGGGACCCAGGGGUGCAGGAUGUGCAGGAGGUGAUCCAGCAAGGAGUGCUUCAUUUGCCCAAAGAUCGGCUAAAAAAGUUCCCAGAGCUGAAGUUUAAGUAUGUCGAGGAAAACGAACCAGAAGACUUCUUCAUUCCCUACGUGUGGACUCUCGUGUACCAGAAAUCUGGUCUGUACUGGAACCCAAAAUGCAUAUGUAUGUUUGAUCCUUCCCAGCCCGACGGCUAAGGCUGGUGGCCCCGCCCGGCCCCGCCCGGCGGCCCGUAGAUAGAUUAUUGAUUUUGUUAUACUUUGAAAGUUUAUUGUUUGCCACUUGGGGUGGGGAAGGGCAUUACACAGAACAGUGGUAUCAGUAGAUAGCAAGCUAAUUUUAUAAAAGUUUUGUAUGGAGGCACUGGUAUUUGAGUGAAGCUGUUGAUCACGAGACAUUUUUCAUAUACUUAGUGGCAGUUUGAGAGAGGCUUAGUACUGUAAGCAUUAUCUGAAAUUGGGCAACAAGCAGCAGCAGCAUGAUUCACAGUUCAAGAUCAUGUACAGUAGUCUCCCCUUCCACACACCCUGCCAAGCACCUCCACUCCUGUACCAAAGAAAUUUGAUCCCCAUGUGCAGUAACUCUUGGGUUCAGGGUUCUACUAGCAGUGUGGGUUCUAAAUCUUGGUUCCUCUGCUUGGUUUACUUGGUUUAGUGCCAGAAGUGGAGAUGGGGGAUAGGCUGUGCACAAGAGGAGGUCACUGAAUCUUCUAAGUAGAUACAAGACAUAAAUGGGGUGCUAUGUAAUUUCUCUUCUGUAGUCAGUCUGUCUUGGUAGGUUUCUGAAGCAGAUUUUAUAGUGGCUUAUGUGCCUCGAUGCUCAUCUAAGGGCAGGGGGAUCUUCCACCCCACUCUGCUCUGUGGAUUCAAAUGACAAAAUUUUAUACAGGUAAUGGUUUUGUUAGAUCUGCAUGAAAUAUUGACUUCAGGAGCUUGUGAUGUGGUGUAUACUUACAUGAACUCCACACAAACUCUUUACUUAUCAGCAGUUCAUCCUGCCAUUCAUCUCUGGCUGCUUGUCACCACGGUAUGCUUGAUUUGGGAUGUCUUCUGAGGGCACUUCUUGUCAAAAAGGAUGAACAUAACAUAGAAAGAGGGAGUGUGCUUAGGACCUGAUAGAUCAGGCAUAGCAGCUGGUAUUGUUAUGAAGUUAGUCCUAAAAUGUGGCAGUCCUCAUCUCUAGAGCAGUUUUAUGUUUGAGAAUUGUUUUUCACUAACUCUUGACCUCACCCAAAGGUACUUGCAUUUCUCGCUUAGUUUUGAAGUAUUACUGGGGAGAUUGUUGGGUGAAGCAGGUCCUAAAGGGAUCUUUUGUGGUGUUUGUUCAUUCCCAAUGCUGCCAUCCAGAUGGAAUAAACUCUUGGUAAUUGGUGUGUGUGUGAAUGUGUGGCGAGUAACAUUCGGUGCCAAUCAGACUAAGUUGCAUUAAAAUUCAAUGUAGUGUUAUUGAUCAUUUCUUGGGUGAUUGAGGGUCCUGCAUUACCAGUCAAAAACCUCCAUUAUUUAGGCUACUGUUCUUAUCUCAGGGCUUUCCAUGUAAUUGAUGCUUCCAGAUAUGAUAGAUUAAUUUACUCCAAGUUUUCUCUGAUAUUUAAACUUCUUGUGUCUUCCAAAAAAAUACAAAUCAGUAAUGGGCCAGAUAUCAAGGGUUUAUUACCAUUUUAAUGUUAAAAUAUCACUGGUGUCACUAGGUUGUCCUGGAGGCAGCAGUGAAGCAGGAAGCAGUGUGGGAGUGGGAGUGAUGCACAGGUUUCAUCACAGCUGCUCUAUUACCCAACCUUGAUAGAGUCUACAGUUAGCUCAGAUAUUUCCAAGAAUGUGCCAGAAGAAUUAUGGGAUCCUUUGUAAUGAGAAAAUGUAAUACAAUUUUUAAGCUGUUUACAUUCUCUCCUUCCCAAGACAACUACUCCACAACUACAGAAAUAUACUUCAUAUUGGGUGUGGGUGGAGUCUGAAUGUUGAGAAGAGAUUAGAAUAGUACAUACAUUUCCUCAUUGCUAUAGGAAUAAAAGAUGCCUGAGCAUUAUAUUAGUUACAUCAAUACUGGAGCACUGAAGGAUUUGCAAGUACCAGGUAAUUUGCACCAAUGUGACUUUGAUCUAAUGUGGGCACACCAGACUACACGUGUGACAUUGUGAGAAGCUUCAGGUGUGGCUGACUGCCACACAGCCACAGAUCAGUGACUGCAGAACAAGGGGGACUAAUUGCCUUCAAUAUUGUAAUCCAGUUUUCACCAUUGUCUCAUAUUGCACUUUUCUGCUCCCAGUAAGUCCAUCUCCUGUGAUGAAGUGGUAAAGUAUAGCUGCAAUUUUUUUGUUGUUUGAGAUUUUAGAGUUUUGUUUUGAGAUCAUCGGUGAGUGGUCAAAGGAUGAACCUGCUGUACAUAGAUCUGAUAAUUGUUUUAACACUUAUCUAAUUAUAAAAAAGAACUAACAACCACUUUGAGUUACACUUCCUUCAUCCUUUCCCUCAUUUGUAACACACCAGACCUCCACAUUGUCUCUGGCAAAUUUGAAGUGAGCAUUGAAACAGUCUAGUGGCAUACGCAGGUGAUCAUCCUUUCAUGACCAACCACAGACACACAUGACCUGUAAUGUAAAUAUUUAUUACUCCAAAGAGAAUAAUUUAAAUGCUGAACCAAAAGAUGUCCACCACAGCAGCAGGAGUAUGAGGAUAAGUCAUUGGGACAGUAAAGAAAAAUGGACCUUGUAAGAACAAAUGGACUGCACAGUUUAAGGUUUCUACUACCCUGGGUGCACAUUGUAAACCACUACUUUAUUUCAUCCAUCCAUCCAUCUCUACUCUAAUUCCUGUGUUGAGAUCAGAUUUGGCACAUGUUCCCAGUGGUAUCAAAAAAUGGCUAUUUAUUUGAGUGUGUUUCUUAUCCGUGUUCUUCUUACCAGAAAUGCUGUUGAUGCAAUUUUUGAAGCAGAAUAUGAAUGAUUGUCAUGAAUGUGUAAAUACUGAAAAUGUAAACCUGUAGUAUUUAUAUUCUUAUGUAAUCAUUUCUGAUAUCAAAGUAUUUUUAAGAACUUAA